Molecule: messenger RNA, 1929 nt
Organism: Zychaea mexicana
Lineage: Eukaryota; Fungi; Mucoromycota; Mucoromycetes; Mucorales; Lichtheimiaceae
Exons: 9
Coding region: 53-1603 (516 amino acids)
Biological process (GO): L-glutamate catabolic process
Cellular component (GO): mitochondrion
Molecular function (GO): L-glutamate dehydrogenase (NAD+) activity
Source: RefSeq, a predicted model, not a curated record
CGCAUCUUUGUUUUCUUCAUUUUUCUUUUCUCUCCCAGACUCUCCAACCAUCAUGGCUUACUUGUGUCGUCGAUUGCCAACCCUUCUCCCUGCCGGUUCAUUAAGGAAUGCAGCUUGUGUUGGAUGGAAACAUGUCUGUGACAGACCUCGCUUCAUGACGACAGCCGCUACGCAAACUGCAUGCGAAUCUCAUGAGCCACACUUUUUGCAGUCUGUGGAAAGCUACUUUGACCAUGCUGCCAAGCUGAGCAACGUAUCUGAAGGCACACUCAGUCAUAUCCGUGCCGUCGACAGUAUGAUUCGUGUCACUUUUCCUAUAGAAUUGGAUGAUGGAAGGACUGAGGUGAUUGAAGGCUACCGCGCUCAGCAUUCUCGUCACCGCUUGCCUGUUAAGGGAGGCAUCCGAUACUCCGAGGAAGUAGAUCUACAAGAAGUGGAAGCUCUGGCGUCACUAAUGACGUAUAAAUGUGCUGUAGUUGAUGUACCAUUCGGUGGUGCCAAGGGCGGUAUCAAGAUUGACCCAUCACGCUAUACAUUGGACCAGCUGGAGCGAAUAACCCGCCGCUACACAAUGGAGCUGUGUCAAAAGAAGUUUAUUGGCCCAGGCGUGGACGUGCCAGCACCAGAUGUCGGCACAGGCCCAAGAGAAAUGUCGUGGAUUAUGGAUACCUAUCGUCAGUUUAACCCCGACGACAUCAAUGCGCAGGGCUGUGUUACUGGCAAGCCACUAGCACAGGGCGGUGUGCGUGGUCGUACAGAAGCCACUGGUCUUGGUGUAUACUAUGGUGUCCGUGAGUUCCUUACAUAUCCCGAAAUCCAAAAAUUGACAGGUUUGACCGGCAAAAUUAAGGAUACGACCGUCAUCGUUCAAGGUUUCGGUAAUGUUGGCUACUAUGCUGCCAAGUUUUUUGAAAGCAAUGGUGCCAAGGUGAUUGGUAUCGGCGAACGCGACUGUUCUGUAUUCGAUCGCCAUGGGCUGGAUAUUGAAGCGCUAUUUAAGCAUCACCGCUCCACAGGCAGCUUCCGCGGCUAUUCAGACAGCGUGGAAAUCAUUGAUGAACCCACGCAAGUGCUUGAACGCGAUUGUGACAUCCUUAUUCCAGCUGCACUGGAGCGACAAAUUGGUUUGCGCAAUGCUGAUAAGAUCAAGGCCAAGAUUGUUGGUGAAGCUGCCAAUGGUCCCAUGACUCCUGGGGCACACGAACUUUUGGAAAAGCGUGGCAUUGUUGUCAUUCCAGACUUGUUACUCAAUGCCGGCGGUGUCACCGUAUCUUACUUUGAAUGGCUCAAAAAUUUGUCCCAUGUCCGCUUUGGUCGCAUGAACAAGAAAUGGGACGAGUCAGUGCGUACAAAGUUGCUGACCGUAGUCGAGGAGAAUGCCGGCCGAGUCUUGACAGAGGCUGAGCGCAAGCAGAUAGUUCAUGGUGCAGAAGAAGCAGACUUGAUUUAUUCUGGUCUAGAGGAUACCAUGAUCAGUUCAUGUGAAGAAACUCGACAAACAGCCAAUCUCAAGAAGGUGGAUUACCGAACUGCAGCCUAUAUCAACGCAAUUCAGAAGAUUGCCACUGUCUAUGAAGGCUCUGGCAUGAUAUUUAUGACGUAAAAGGCGAUAAUAAAACCUUUUGUAAUGUGCUUUGUUGCCCUCUUCAACAUUAUGUGCAUGUACUCUGCGACAAUCUAUACAUACAUCCUAUUUAUUAAGCAAGGGAAGGUGUUUCUGGGAGAUCAAAUUCUUUGUUUGACCAGCAAUAUACAGGGGCCCACAGUAAUUAUCCUCUUCUUCCAUUUGAUUCUCUCUGUCAGUAAGUAGCCAAUUCACUUCUUUGACAGUAACUCUCUCCCGAUUCCAAAUUUUAUGAUGCCCUCCAACUUUUCCCUAGAAAGAAAAUAUACGAGUUUGUUUCCAAUAGAUAGUUGUAUUGAGAAAAA